AUGGGGUCAGCUCCGAGUAACACCCUUGAAGCAAUGCCUCCUGGCUGCCUCCUCUUCGCUGCACUGAAGCUCCCCGAUGAAGUUGGCAUGAGCAGCUUCAAGGCGGGAGAGGCGGAGUUCGGUCAUGACGGCAUUGCGGCGAGCGAUGGUGGCCGAGCGCUCGAUCUCGGUCGAAUCCGCGGCCGCAUUGGUGGGCCCCUGGGUCGAGUGGGGAGUCGAGCUGGGGCUCUGGAUGGGGUGGGGUCGACGGGCCAGGACGAGGCGAAGGGUUCGACGGGCCGUUGCCAGGAGCGGCGUUCAUGGCGGGGCCAGGAGCGGCGCCGAGGCGACGAGCCACGACCGAGUGCCCGGGGCGAACGGGGCUGA
Molecule: messenger RNA, 366 nt
Organism: Apiotrichum porosum
Lineage: Eukaryota; Fungi; Basidiomycota; Tremellomycetes; Trichosporonales; Trichosporonaceae
Exons: 1
Coding region: 1-366 (121 amino acids)
Source: RefSeq, a predicted model, not a curated record